CGCGUGACAGAGAGGCGAUCCUUGGAUGGUUUCAUUUUCCAUCUUGAAAUGCCGGAAUCGCCCAACUCUCGCCUCAUCCGCCGCGACUCCCGCCUCACAGUGGACAACCUCCUGCGCGAAGCGUUCGCCAAGGUGGACGUGGACGGCAAUGGGGUCGUGAAUGCCAGCGACAUCCAGGCAGGUUUGUCCAAGGCGGGGGUCCGCCUCUCGACCGAAGACACACUGACCCUCAUGGACAAGUUGGACCGCCAGCACGUGGGCAAAGUCACGUUCGACGACUUCCACGCGAUCCACGAACGAUUCAUCCAUCACAUCUUUGAAUCGUUCGACACACACCAGAAGGGGUAUCUCGACGACGUAACGCUCCAAGAGGCCAUGCAAAAGCUUGGCAUUGCCGUGACUGUCGCCGAAGCCACGUCCAUGAUCAAAGAGCUGCACCCCAAGGACGUGUCCAAGAUCACCGAGCAAGACUUCAAGUAUUUGUACCUACUCAUGCGGUCGAAAAUGGUCACCAACCCCAACCUGGAAGCACUCUUGUGGGACCCGGACGUCCGCGAAUUCUCCAAGCAAUGGUGGAAAGCAAGCGUCGAGAUCGGCGAAGGCGGGCUGCGUGCGCCCCUUCCGAGCGACUCGACGUCCCACAAGAAGACGGUCAGCCCCACGGUCAAGUUCUUUGCUGGGGCCUUGAGCGGCGUGAUCGAGGCGGUGAUCUUGACGCCGUUGGACGUGUGCAAAACGAGACUGCAGCUCGACAAAACGGGGCAAUACAAAGGCAUGAUUGACUGCGGGAAGCAACUGGUCAAGGGCGAAGGCGCCAAGGGUCUGUACAAGGGCUUCGUGCCGUGGACGUCCCACGUCGUGCUCAAGAACGGCACGCGCUUCUACUUCAACGCCAUCUACCGCAAGCUGCUCGCGGACGGAAACGGCCAAGUGACGGGCGCAAAAGAGUUUUUGGCCGGGGCGUUGGCCGGCGCCACGGAAGCCGUGCUGAUCGUCACGCCGUUCGAAGUGGUCAAGACGCGGCUCCAAGGCCAGACCAUCGUGCGCGGCGAAGUGCCCAAGUACCGAGGCACGCUGCAGUCGACCCUGACUAUCAUCAAGCACGAAGGCCCGAUGGCGCUUUGGAAGGGUGUCGCGCCCACGAUCGGACGUCAAGGAUUGAACCAAGCGUGCAGCUUCUGGUCCAACACGUACUUGAAGAAGAACUUGUGGCAAUUGAAAGAUGGCGAAACGCUGUCGCCGUGGAAGAGCAUGCUCACGGGAAUGCUUGGCGCCAUUCCUGGGCCGUGCAUCAACUGCCCCAUGGAUGUCGUCAAGACGCGCAUGAUGGCGCAGGAGAACGGCAAGGGCGUGGCCGGUAAGUACACUGGCCUCAUCCAGGCCACGACCCUCAUCGCCCGCGAAGAAGGCGUCGCGGCCCUCUACAAGGGGCUGGUCCCCCGCUUGACCCGCCUGUGUCCGUCCUACGGGAUCCAGUGGCUCGUCAUGGACCAAGUGUGCGCGUACUUCUCGCAAUAAACACAACAUAGAUUAUCGUUCAAUUUACUGUUAGAUUGCAGGCUAGUACUACGUAGUACUAGUAGUGUACGUAUAGUAAGUACCUGAAGCACCGGAAUUCCACCACGCAGAUUUUGUUGUGGUCUACUGUAC
Messenger RNA from Aphanomyces astaci, 1650 nucleotides. RefSeq lists its product as hypothetical. Bases 49 to 1518 code for a protein of 489 amino acids. The record is from RefSeq and is a predicted model, not a curated record. The transcript has a single exon. Gene Ontology annotation, biological process: succinate transport; fumarate transport; transmembrane transport. Gene Ontology annotation, molecular function: calcium ion binding. NCBI's taxonomy places the organism in Eukaryota, Oomycota, Saprolegniomycetes, Saprolegniales, Verrucalvaceae.